Molecule: messenger RNA, 2090 nt
Organism: Hermetia illucens (black soldier fly)
Lineage: Eukaryota; Metazoa; Arthropoda; Insecta; Diptera; Stratiomyidae
Product: NEDD8 ultimate buster 1-like
Exons: 7
Coding region: 123-1928 (601 amino acids)
Biological process (GO): regulation of ubiquitin-dependent protein catabolic process
Molecular function (GO): protein binding
Source: RefSeq, a predicted model, not a curated record
GUUCAGAUUUUCUCUUAUCACUUUCAUGGCUUUGUUUACGUCGAACAGCUGUCGUCGAAAUAGUUCCUCCAGAAAAGUUGCAAACUCAUUUUCAUUUCGUUGGUGUCCUUCCAUAGAACGACAUGUCGCACAUUGACAACAUAAUCAUCCAAGUCCGGGCGGAGCUCAACCGGAACAGCAUCAAACUCUGGCUGGAUCCGUACUACAUCGAGGACAUUGGCCCCAUCGAGUCGGAGAUGGAGCGGCUGGCCCGGGACUUCAGCAGCGUCCUCAAUAUCCGGUACGACUACUGCCUGGCCGCCAUCAACGAGCUCCAGUCGAACGCGAUCGAAAAACUCCGCUCCAGGAAGGAAUUUCAAGAAACUGGAAUUGCCACUCUCAAGGUGCGGACCGUCCAGCGAACAAACGGUACUAACUUGCUCACACUCAAACUAGCCCUCACAGCGCCGGGCAAGGAACUCCAAAAGAAAAUUUCGGAAGAGCUCAAGAUCCCCGAGGAGCAUGUCAAGUUGAUUUCAGCAGGAAAAGUUCUAGACCCGGAGAGGCCGUUAUCCGAGCAAAAUGUGAACAACAACCAACAGCUCAUGGCAGUCAUCGUUGAAAACGGCACGGACGCCAACGGUGAGUGUGAAAUGUACGAUCGCGUGAAGAAAGCUAAGGAAGACGCGGUUAUGAUGGCCAAGUACGAUAACGAGAGCUUCAUGCAGUUGGAGGACCAGGACGGCAACGCCAUCCAUAUACCCCCCAACGAGCGCAAGUCCUUGGUGAUCGCCCUUGCACUACACAAGAAGGGUCGCGCUGCCCUGGAUCGCGAGAACUACCACGAAGCUCUCAUUCUCUUCCUCGAGGCGGACCAGGAGUUCACGGCAUGCAACGCGAACCUCCUCGAAACGGUGGACAACUACGCCCUCCUCAAUCUGGACAUCGUUUGGUGCUACCUUUGCCUAAAGAGCCUAACCCAACUGCCAGACGCUGAGCGUCGCCUUAUCAUUUGUGAGGAAAGUUUCCGGCGCACCUACGGCGACAACAUGGAUCGCGUGCGCGCUCUCAAGGGCAACGCAGCCAACGAGAAGGCGUUGAUGAUGCGCCUCCACCUCUUGCAAGCAGUGGUCAUGUUCCAUCAGAACCGUAGGAGCGAGGCCAAGGGCAUGUUCAUGCUCGCCGAGGCAGAACUGCGAAGCCUCAAGGUGGAUGAGGCCAGCGUUUCUAUGCUCGUCGACAUGGGGUACAGCCCGACUGAGUCACGGGUGGCCCUACGGGCUUGCGGUGGAGACAUCGAUCGCGCCGUCACACAUAUCCUUGAACGACGGGAAGCAAAGAAGGAGGCGAGGAAGAAGGGCAAGGAAGAGUUGCAUUUGGAUCGGUCUUUGCUGAAACGGGGCGGAGAAGACUGGGUCAACCCCAGGAGCUUGAACACUUUGGUGAACAUGGGAUUCAACAAGGAGCUCGCCAUUGUCGCACUAAAGAAGAGCGACAACAACAUUCAGACCGCGAUCGAUAUGCUGCAACACAACGUAGACGCGCUCGCUUCCGAGGUGAAGAAUGAGGAGCUGAAGGUCAGUGACGACCUAUUAAAUGAGAUUACGGCGAUUGGCUUCGCCCCUGAGGUUGUCCAGGUAGCCCUCGAGCAAGCCUUCAACAAUUCCGAGCGGGCGAUUGAGAUCCUAUUGAAGAUGCAAACCGACGGUACUUACGACGAGAUAUUGGAGAGUCUUCUUGCCAACAUGCCAUCCACAAGCGCCGGGGCCAGCAGCCGCCAAGAAGAAGCCGUGAAGAAUCUAAAAAAGUCCUCGGAGAAGUUCAAACAGACAAUGGAGGCUUACACCCGAUUUGCUGAAGACUUGUCCAAUGAGGACGAAGAGUAUUUGGAUUUGCCGCUGGUCCGCGAGGAGAACAUCUUGAAAGAGUACAACCGGCUCUUGCAGUGAGCGCCUCCAGUGGGCUGGCGCCGUGCACUUCUAUGCUUCCGUCAAUUCAGGUAUUUUAAACGAACUAACUGAGAAUGAAAACUAUUUUUAGAUUGAUGUGUUCCGUAACCCUUGUGAAAGUAUAUUAUGUAUGUGAAAUAAAGUAUACGAUAUGAUAGCAAA